CCACGUCCAUACAUUUUCACGCACUUGGUUUUUGCCUCUCUCUGCCUGGGGAUGCCUUGUAAACACAUUUUCCCCCCCAGCGCUGUGUGUGCUGUGAGAGCUGUGACAUUAUCUCCUGCGGACAUCCCCAUGUUGUUCUAGGCUGUGUCUGUGUUUUCAUUCAGACAAUAGUUGGGCAUACAUGGGCUCCAGACACUGACCGGAGGACCACCAAAAUAAGGGAAGCCUACUGUUAGUCAGAAAACAUAGUAGCACCCAUGCCACUGUGGAACUUUGGACUCUGUAUUGGAGGAUCGAUUCAAACACAAUGGUUAACAUGGAUGUAAUUUUCCCUCCUGAUCGCGGUAUCACCAAGAGAUCUUUUUUGUUAUUGCCCUGAUCAACAGCAGCCAGAAGAAAAAAGCUUUAAAAGAGAUUUUUGAAUUUUUGAAUGACCAACAGAGGGUGACAGCUCUGAUCUAUAAGUGAGAAAUAGGAGCCACAUGCUCCUUACUUACCCAACUUCUGGUAAGAAUCUGUUAAAUGGGAAGAGCUGUGUGCUUUGCCUUGUGCUUCCCCCUGCCUUGAAUGGUUUCUUGCCUUGUGUCUUCUAUGCUCUCUGCCCUUGUGAGGACAGCUUGUGCCCUCAGCCUCCUGGUGGCAACUCUCAUUAGAAUCAGGAGAUGAGGCCACAGACUGGCAGGCAAAGCAGCAAGGAGGCUUGCCCCUGGGAUAGAUGCUGGCCACGGUACUAAUGCUAGCCCUUUUUUGUUUGCUCAAGGAAUACAGCUUUUCUCUCUCUACUCCCAACUGCUACCUUCCCACUUCCUUUGCUAAGCAUGACUGAUUGGAAAGGGAGAGCUGAGCAGGUCGUCCUGCCUUCCCAGCGGCUGUAUUGAUUUUCCUCCAGUCAGUGUUCAUUUGAUUGAGACCCAGCUAUGUGAGAGCAAGGUGAAAGAGAGAGUGAGUGUGCUAGAGAGAGUAUUGAGCUCCUUGUACUGAGGGAGGCUGCAGAUACCCGCUGAGGGGGGCAGGGCCGGGACGUCUACUGUUACAGGCCAUCUGCCUUGGGGGUGGCACGCCACAAACCUGACCCACCUGGAUAACACCCAAAACAAUGAACCAGUCUGAACUGACAACGGACCCAAUGCCCACUGCCAACAGCAGCCUGGGUGACAUCUUCCCUGGCAGGGCCUCCAACCACUCCUGUCCCCUGGGCUGGGGCCAGAAUGAGGGCCUGGAGGCCUGUGUUUUGGAGACGGCCGUCAUCGUACUUCUAACAGUUCUCAUUAUUGCAGGGAACCUGACCGUCAUCUUUGUGUUCCACUGUGCCCCUCUGCUUCACCACUACACAACCAGCUACUUCAUCCAGACCAUGGCCUACGCUGACCUGCUGGUGGGUCUCAGCUGUCUGGUACCCACUCUGUCUUUGCUUCACUACCCAGCAAGUGUCCAGGAGCCCAUCACCUGCCAGGUCUUUAGCUACGUCAUCUCUGUUCUCAAGAGUGUUUCAAUGGCCUGCUUGGCUUGCAUUAGUGUGGACCGCUACCUGGCCAUAACUAAACCUCUAUCCUACAACCAGCUGGUGACACCGUGCCGGCUACGUGGCUGCAUCACCCUCAUUUGGGUCUACUCCAGCCUGGUCUUUUUGCCAUCUUUCUUUGGAUGGGGCAAGCCAGGCUACCAUGGGGACAUCUUUGAGUGGUGCGCCCACUCUUGGCCCACCUCUGCCCUCUUUACAGGCUUUGUGGUAUGCUUGCUCUACGCACCCGCUGCGCUUGUGGUCUGUUUUACCUAUUAUCAUAUCUUCCGUAUCUGCCAGCAGCACAAUAGAGAGAUCAGUGAACGACGGGCACGUUUCCCCAGCCAGGAGAUGGAGGCCUCCGAGGGCAGUGGUGGAGGCCAUCAGGGAGGACAUGGACCAGACCGACGCUAUGCCAUGGUGCUCUUCCGCAUCACCAGUGUUUUCUAUAUGCUGUGGCUGCCCUACAUCAUUUACUUCCUGCUGGAAAGCUCCCAUGUGCUGGAUAGCCCUGCCCUCUCCUUUGUCACCACCUGGCUAGCUAUUAGCAACAGCUUUUGCAACUGCGUCAUCUACAGCUUGUCCAAUAGUGUGUUCCGCCUAGGCAUGCGCAGGCUCUCCCAGACGAUUUGCUCCUUCAGCCACUGCGCUGCUGAUGACCGGGACUUUGGAGAACCUAAACCAAGGAAGAGGGCAAACUCAUGCUCCAUUUGAAGGGAAGAUUUUCACAGGAAGAGGAUUUUACUGUAAUAUUUGAAUUGAAAGCUUGAAUCUUAACAAGCUUACCAGCUGGUGAACUUUGACUUAAUUUGGCAGGAUUAAACUAAACAGAAAAAAAUCCUGUUGUUAUAGUGUCUGUGAGCUGACACCAGCGACGUUGCCUCGGUCAUGUUAACCUUGAUUGAUUGCGUUCCAAGCUUUUCAAGGAGGUGUAAUGUCUAAACAAAAAGAUUUAAUGGUGGACAGGUACUUUGUGGUGGCUUUUAAUCUGUGCUGUGGGUUUUAGCUUUGGAUCACAUAGAAAGUAGUUUCACCAUGGCUUUCUCAGGCUUAAGUGUUUACAUUUUGCUGUAUGUUAUCAGCCAGGUCAGAACUAGCGGGAAGACAAAGUUGUAGAUUUCAAAUUAUUUAUAAACAUUUCCUCAGACAUCAAAUUUGACCUCAUAAUUUAAUGCCUAUUGUUGAAUUUUGUUAAAGUUGCUGUGAAUUGGAUUUGACCUUCCAGUCAAGGUCUGCACACUUUUCAUGACUGCGAUUAGCACAGAUAAGUUCAGCCUAUAAACCUUACUUGCACAUACCCUCCUGGGUAAAGGGUGUAAAUGGGUUUCAUUAGACUUGCUAACUAUAUAAACACACACAGUGGCAAUGAGGACAUCCAUUAUGCUGCUGUUAAAUAACAGAUGGUGAAUGGCCUUGACUGUUUUUUAAAAGAAAGUGAGCAGUCCCUUUCUCCUGAGUUAUUAUUUUGUUUUAGACAGUAAAUUGAGAGGAGUGAUUAAAGGAGAGAGAAAUGUUGGAACGUAGGGAUGCACUGAUCAGGUCUACUGAUCUACUGAUGCCCAAUUCACUGAGCACUGUUCCUAUUGUUGAUUGAAAUGUUUUCCGCUGAGACUUUCUACACUGUCAGAAAAAGGUACACUGUAACACCUAUUGUCACUAGGGCCAAACUUUUUUUUUCUUUUCAUGAUACUGAAUUUUAUUUUAUUUUAUUUAUUUAUUUAUUUUUAAAUUCCCCAAACAAUGUGAAUAAAAUGGAACAAAUUAGAUUUUCUCACCCUAUAGUCCCAAUUUUCUACUUGUUUAUUGGGAGUUUUAAACAAAAAGGUGCGCAAUUUGUAAAUGGAAAACUGACUUCAUGUUAAGUCUCAAAGUGGGUUAUUUGCAAUUUUUCCACCAAUGUCUGAAUUGUAGUUGUGGACAAAUGACAGAUUCUAGUUGUACUCCAACAGGGGACACACAUGUGUCUUUGGAGUAUUUCAGCUG
Molecule: messenger RNA, 3484 nt
Organism: Myripristis murdjan (pinecone soldierfish)
Lineage: Eukaryota; Metazoa; Chordata; Actinopteri; Holocentriformes; Holocentridae
Gene: gpr52
Product: G protein-coupled receptor 52
Exons: 1
Coding region: 1097-2215 (372 amino acids)
Biological process (GO): G protein-coupled receptor signaling pathway
Cellular component (GO): membrane
Molecular function (GO): G protein-coupled receptor activity
Source: RefSeq, a predicted model, not a curated record